Pseudo-nitzschia multistriata is the source of this 972-nucleotide messenger RNA. Lineage: Eukaryota; Bacillariophyta; Bacillariophyceae; Bacillariales; Bacillariaceae. The record is from the annotation of a GenBank genome assembly.
AAGCUUCAAGGCUGCGGCACAAAAGGUGGCCGAUCUGGAACGCAAAAAGGAGGAGAUCCAGCGGAAGCUCGAGAUGGUUUCGAACAGGGCAAACGCCGCCGUAGCAUCGAACGCCCUCGCCAACAUGUCGGGGAUGAUUCCGCGUGUAUCUAUAAACUCAGAGAUGCAAAUAGGGCAAGCGUCAACCAAUAACUACAGGAGAAACGAUGACUUUUUCYCACUUCCUGGUGCCGGCGAAGGAGAUAGUCUAAUGUUUGGCGGGCAGACAUUUGUCUUCGCAGACAAUAAUCAGAACCAGCAACAGCAGCAGCAUCACCAAUCACCCAGGCAUCGUGUUGCUCGUCGGUAUAGCCUCGAACCAAAGGGACCCGAGAGUGAUGAGUAUGUUCUGACCGAACUUGAACAAGGAAUGCACGGUAACAACAUAGGCAUGAAAACUUCGGAAGAGGACUUUCUCAUGCCAACGCCACUACCGCCAAACAUGGACGUGAUAAAGGUUACCACMAAAUUUCCCAACAGCACCCCCGCUCCUUUGGUAAUCGGUCUCGACAAGCCCAAGCGACGAUUCAGUUUCCUUUCCACCCCCGUUGAAAAUCCUUUGGACAGGCCCUACGAGAUACAGCCUCGCCCAAGUCUUGCGACGAACAACAGCAUGAUGAACAGGUCGAUKAUGAACAGUUUCGACAACCAGAAUGGCAUGAUGAUGAUGAACUCGAAUUAUGAAAAUGAUUUCAAUCGCAGCACGAGCAAUGCCCGAGACAUUCYUCUUUCAACGAACCCAUCGAAUCGAAUAUCAUUCAACUAGCACCACAUUUUGGGUCGGGAAGAACUAUACAUCAUGUUCUAUACUACUGUGCUACAUUUUAUUUUUCUACAUGCGCAAGCUYGGGGGGAGGGGAAGUGGAAGGGGUGUUCCUUAGUCUAAAGUCCAUAAUACCGUUGUACUGUCUAAAAUCAAAUAUUGUAACGUAA